GCGCCCCCACUCCCCCCACCCCGGAACGCUCGGCGCAGGCGGCGCGGCUCGCAGAGAGGUGGACCGCGGCCGGAACGGGGUCCCGGGUGUGCGUGGGGAGCGGGUUUCGGGGCGUCGGCCGCGAUGAACACGGUGCUGUCGCGGGCGAACUCGCUGUUCGCCUUCUCGCUGAGCGUGAUGGCGGCGCUCACCUUCGGCUGUUUCAUCACCACCGCCUUCAAAGACCGGAGCGUCCCGGUGCGGCUGCACGUCUCGAGGAUCAUGCUAAAAAAUGUAGAAGACUUCACUGGACCUAGAGAAAGAAGUGAUCUGGGAUUCAUUACAUUUGAUAUAACUGCUGAUCUAGAAAAUAUAUUUGAUUGGAAUGUUAAGCAGUUGUUUCUUUAUUUAUCAGCCGAAUAUUCAACAAAAAAUAAUGCUCUGAACCAGGUUGUUCUGUGGGACAAGAUUGUUCUGAGAGGUGAUAAUCCAAAGCUGCUGUUGAAAGAUAUGAAAACAAAGUAUUUUUUCUUUGACGAUGGAAAUGGUCUCAAGGGAAACAGGAAUGUCACUUUAACCCUAUCUUGGAACGUUGUACCAAAUGCUGGAAUUCUACCUCUUGUGACAGGAUCAGGACAUGUAUCUGUCCCAUUUCCAGAUACAUAUGAAAUAACGAAGAGUUAUUAAAUUAUUCUGAAUUUGAAACAGCAUAUUUUUGUACCUAAUGAAUUGUAUCUUGUUUAUCUCUUCCCUUGCAUCUUUAUUUGUUUUGGGUUGUUAACUUUUUUUUUUUUUGGUGUAAGAAUGCACAUCAAAAGGCAUAUUUGAAGGGAAAGGUUAAUGUACUACUUAAUUUUCCAAACAAAAACAAACAAAGGCCAUCAGAGUGGAGUAUUAUAAGAAUAAGACAGCCACAUGAGAAGGAUUUGUGAAAUAUUUAUAUUUGAAGUAUUCCCUGUAUUUCCAUUAUUCUUUAUGGAAUAUGAAGUGAGCAUGAAGGGUAGUUAAAACUUUCAGGUGCCUAUGGAGUUAUAAGAACUCUAUUUAUGCCUUGCAUUUAUGCAAGUUCACAUUGGAUGUGAUUUAGAAGCAGACAUUCUCUAUUACCUCUUUUAGGGUAUGUCUGAAUACUGGAAAAAUUAAUACAAUUGUUGGUGAGAAGCCUGGUUUACAAAAUAGCGAAAAGUGAUGAAUUUUAUUCCGUUUGUCUUAGGAAUGCCCACAAUGCUUGUUUUUCUGACAGGUGACUAGCAACUUUCUCCACUAAAGACUAAAUACCUCUUUAUAUGCUGUAAAUCAUUCUAAAUCAUUUUAAAGUCUCUUAAGUCAACCAAAUGUGUGUCUUUCAGUGCUUUCUCUAAAAAAGUUCCUUGGUAUUAUAUCUUUGUGUGAUUCUUUUUUUUUUUUUUUUAACAUUGCCAUUGAACGUUGAAAAUGUUUGCAUGGUUUAUCUAGUGAGCAUGCCUAGUGCCACGGAGUGGUAAUUAUUUAAUUAUUUUUCUAGGUCCACAUUUGAAUAAUUUUUGGGGUAAUAAUAAUCGAUAUGUGUUGGUGUGCAUUUCCACUCACAGGCACUCAUAUAUUUUACUGUAUGUGAUCCUCAGUAAUCUAACGAGGUAAGUAGUGCAAAUGUUAGCUCUUUGCAGAUAAAGAAACAGACCCAGAAGUUUGUGGAAUUGCUUCAAGGUUAUUACAUAGCUAGCAAGGAAGGGUGUUAACCUUUGAACUCAGAUCCAAUUCUUGAAGCAUAUCCUUUUUUUAUACCUCCGAUUACAGACUAGUCAAAAUUCACUUAUAUAAUUUUUAUUGUAUUUUUUGUUACCCUGGACGCCCUUUCUGUUACCUAGAAGAGAUUUCCUAUCCUGUGUGGAAAUGACUAAUUUUCAAGUUGCCAACAAUUUACAUAGCGGUACUAUCUCACUCAUUCUCUGCAGAAGUUAAUUAUACUCAUGUUAAAAGUAUCAGAAUCCAAAUGUAUGGAGAAUUAUUCAGAGAUUGAUUAUAUGAUCAUAUUUAACGUGAGUUUUUUCUACAGUGGGCGAAUAAGCGUCCUCAAAGGAAGCAAGUACAAAUCAGUCCCUUAAGAGCAAGACCGAGCACUGUAGGUGCCUUAUCGGCAGUGACCCAGAAGGGCUAAUAUUUUCUAAGAAUAGCUUACAGUAGUGGCUUAACAUUUGUUAUACUUAUUUCACAUGAAAUACAUCUCCGUUUAAUUGCGUUGGUUGGAACAGCUCUCACCUGUAAGGGUGUGUGUUCUGUGAAGGUCAGUUGAAGGUCAGAAGUACAGUAUCAUGAAUGCUAGACUGGGUUUGGCUCCAGCUUUUUCAUUAAACUUUUCAGGGUCUCCGUUUCUUUAUCUGUAAAAUGACAGGGUUGGACUAGUUAGCUUAAAUAGUAGUUCUUUUAUACCACACACGUCUGUAAAAUUUGUUGGAUCCGUUUGGCAGAGAGAUUGAACAGAAAAGCACCUCAGUAAUGUGACGGCAGCCAGAUGAUUGAAAGACAAGUCAACACAUAAUUCAUAUUGAUCUGACUUAUUUCUGUUAGAUUUUACACCCAGAAGAUUUAACUUCUUACAUAGUUUGUACAAACUUAAAAUCUUUCGGCAUCAAAGCUUAAGUUGGGUGUGUUCUCCUUGAGGCGGGUACAUGUAAGAAGCCUGCAGCCUUAGCCAGACCCGGGGCUGGUUUAGGUGUUCAUGGGCCUCUGCAUGCGUGGAUCUGUGUUUGCUGGAGAUGAAUGUGGAAAUUUACUCCAGUUCCUGUUCAGUCCAAGCCCACCCACUUUUUGGAGUUCAGUGAGAAAGGGGAGUAGAAAGGCCCCCUAGCACAAUGGAUGCGUUUGCUUUUACUCACUAGCUAAGGGAAGCUGCUCAGGACAAGAAUGCGCCAACAUGGGAAUAAGAAACCUCCCUCUCAGGAACUCACUUUUGGGUAUGCACAGCUUUGUAAGUUCACUGUAAUUCUGCACGAAGAAGAUGGACCUGUGUUCAGUUGAUAACCAUAUCAUCAACCUCAGCGUCAGUGUUUUCAAGAAGUCUUAGAAAGUCUCCAUAAAGACCCAAGGCUUCACACUUUUUUUGUUUUUGUUUUUGCGGUACGUGGGCCUCUCACUGCUGUGGCCUCCCCCGUUGUGGAGCACAGGCUCCAGACGCGCAGGCUCAGUGGCCAUGGCUCAGGGGCCCAGCCGCUCCGCGGCACGUGGGAUCUUCCCGGACCGGGGCACGAACCCGCGUCCCCUGCAUCGGCAGGUGGACUCUCAACCACUGCGCCACCAGGGAAGCCCCCGGCUUUACACUUUUAAUUAGAAACAUCGGAGCCCAGGGAUGAUCCUAGGAAGAGAAUAAUUGCAAGACACUCAUCUAAAGUAAUUAUGUUUAGAAAUGAGUUAAUUUUAAGAUGUUGUGCUUACGUGCUCCUUUUCUCUAGCAGUUUAACCUAGACAAGCAGCUAUAUCAGUGAUUCUAUUCCCCCAGUUGAUUACAUUUGGUUCCUUUAUGCUUAAAGGAAGAUAACAGAAAACUUCAGAAAUUCCUUAUGGUGUAAUAGGAAAAGGGGGUUAUUUUGAGCUUCUGUUUUUGGAAUUAUUUUACAGCUCUUUGGUGGGUCUGGCAACUAAGAGAUAGGCUUGAAGGCCGCGAGGAACGUUUGUUCACUGUUCUAUCUAAAGCUUAAUGAGCUAAAGCUUUGGGUCUUUGGGGGUAUAGGUUAACGGAGGUGUUAUUUCAUAAUGCUUUGACUUGACCUGAAAUGAGUUUAUGGGGGGGAAAAAACCAUAAGCUGUGAAUUUUGGUAGUAAACAUCUGUCCAUUUCAGAUGCUUCCCUUGCUUUUAGCAGGCAGCCUGUGUACCUUUUGUGUGACUGCCAGUGGUUUAAAGAGAUCUGUUUCAAAAAGUGGUUGCAUGUUUUGAUGCAAUUUGGGAAACUUUACAGAUUCAUAAGAAAAAAAUCCAUGAAAAUACUGAAGAUAUGUUUGAGGAUUUUCUUAAUUGCAAUAAAUAUUCAGCAUUUUUCUAAUGAAAGUGAAUUUUGUUUAUGAGUAAAAGUAUGCAUUUUAAAAGACUUUCCGAUCGAUGCUUUCUUUUAUGUGAAGCUGCUGCACUAAGAGAAAAUGGCUGAAACCAAGUCUAGUAACCUUGAGGUGGUUUUCUUUUCUCCCCCCUCCCACCCCCUCUUUUUUUUUUUGGUGGGGUGGGUCAGGGGAGGUCAAUCACACCUAAAAGAUCUUCUCCAGAGACUGCGCUCCUAUACUAGACUGUAAGCUCUCCGAGGGCAGUCUUGUGGGUUUAUCUUUGUAUCUUGCCCAGCGCCUAGCAGAGUGCUUUGCACAUAAUAGGCGCCCAAUAAAUGCUGAUGGUGAACGAA
Molecule: messenger RNA, 4344 nt
Organism: Delphinapterus leucas (beluga whale)
Lineage: Eukaryota; Metazoa; Chordata; Mammalia; Artiodactyla; Monodontidae
Source: RefSeq, a predicted model, not a curated record